Messenger RNA from Thlaspi arvense, 2017 nucleotides. The record is from the annotation of a GenBank genome assembly. Lineage: Eukaryota; Viridiplantae; Streptophyta; Magnoliopsida; Brassicales; Brassicaceae.
AGCGCCGCUAUCUUUUCUUUCACUCUCCUCAGAAGCGAAGUCUUUUGAUUGUUAAACCCCUAAACCUAAAUAAACCCUUUUCUACCUUGUUCAUCCUCGUUCUGCGCCGCGCUCUUCUCUCUCGAUUCGUACCUCCCAAGCUAGUUUCAUAAACAAUGAUAACUUCAGUGUCGUGGAUACCUAAAGGCUCUCUAAAAGCCGUUCCUGAUGUUGCUGAACCUCCUUCAAAUGAAGAAAUCAAAGAGCUCAUUGAGAGUGGAGCUUUCGCGGGAAGUGUCGACGGUAGUCACGAGGAUGAGGAAGAGAUAGAAGAAGAAGAAGAAGAAGAUGGGAAUGAGGUUAGUGAAGUUGAUCAUGCCAAGGCUGUAGCAGAAGCUUUUGGCAAAUCUUCCAAAAGCAAGAAGGCUUCUUCUUCAAUGGAGGUCGAUGAGGUAACGGAUAGCUUGAAAGAACUCGACAUGGAUAAUUAUGAUGAAGAGGAUGAUGGAAUUGAACUCUUCAGCUCUGGACUUGGUGAUCUAUAUUAUCCGAGUAAUGAGAUGGAUCCAUAUCUGAAGGAUGCUGCUGAUGAUGAUGAGGAUGAAGAGGAUAUUGAUGACACGACAAUCAAGCCAAACGAUUCAGUGAUUAUAUGCGCUAGAAAUGAAGAUGAAGUCAGUCAUCUAGAGGUUUAUGUAUACGAGGAUUCAUCUAAUGGAUCUCCAAACAUGUAUGUUCAUCAUCACAUAAUUAUACCGGAGUUUCCGUUGUGUACCGCAUGGAUGGAUUGUCCUCUUAAAGGAGGGGAAAAAGGGAAUUUUGUAGCUAUUGGUUCAAAGGAUACCCCAGCAAUAGAGAUAUGGGAUCUUGACGUUAGGGACGAGGUGCUACCUUGUGUACAACUAGGAGGAAAAGAGGAGGAGGUGGAGAUUAUUAAGAAAAAGAAGAGCAAGAAAGAUAAGAAUAAGAAAGUGAAGAGUAAGAAGCAGAAAUUCAAAGAAGGUAGCCACACCGAUUCAGUACUUGGUCUUGCUUGGAACAAGGAGUUUCGGAAUAUACUUGCUAGUGCUAGUGCCGACAAAAAGGUUAAGGUUUGGGAUGUGGCUACUGGAACAUGUAAGAUUACUAUGGAGCAUCACACAAAGGAGGUUCAAGCAGUUGCUUGGAACCAUUAUUCUCCAGAAGUGCUUCUCAGUGGAUCAUUUGAUCAAACUGUUGUAUUGAAAGACGGAAGACAACCUUCGCACUCUGGUUUCAAAUGGUCUGUCAUGUCUGAUGUCGAAAGCUUAGCCUGGGAUCCCCACAGUGAACACUCCUUUGUGGUAAGUCUCGAGGAUGGGACCGUGAAAGGUUUUGAUAUACGUGCUGCACAGUCUGGUUCAGAUACUGAUUUAAAACCAAGUUUCACUAUCCAAGCACAUGACCAAGACAAAGGAGUCUCCUCCAUCGCAUACAACAUUUCUGCACCCAAUCUUUUGGCUACGGGAUCUAUGGAUAAAACGGUAAAACUUUGGAAUCUUUCAAACAAUGAGCCUUCAUGCAUUGCUUCACACAAACCAAAAGCUGGAGCUGUAUUCUCCAUUUCCUUCUCAUUGGACAACCCUUUCUUGCUCGCUAUUGGUGGUUCAAAGGGAGAGCUACAUGUUUGGGAUACACUAUUAGACGCCAAUGUCGCUCACAAAUAUGCGAGCAAACAACCUUGAGUAAGCCCACAAGGAUCACUUGUUUCUUUGAAGCUGUGAUGGUCUUUAGAUUCCAUCACACUCGUGCCAAAUUUUUGCAGCUUCUUUUUCUUUCUUUUUUUUGUUCGGAAGUUUUGUUUCACCCCCUAUGAUUGUGGUUAAUCGUGUAAGGGUGUGAGCUUUUAUAUAUUUGUUUGAAUGCUUAAGCUUGGCAAAAGCCUUUUUCAAGUUAUCAACUAAGAAGAUCCAAGUUUACAUUUAUCACAUGUUUAAAUCUAUGAAUGCUAAUAACAGAUAAUGUGUAAUUGACGAGAUAUUAUGCCGUUGAUGUUUGAUCUAUUAUGGAACGUAGUAUA